AAUCCAUUUUGCUCGGCUACUCCUUUCUCACCUUCUCGCACCCUUUACCCUCUACCAACAUCCACCGCUCAGGUUUCCUUAACAUAUCAAAAAAUUUCAGAAUCAAUAUGACAUACUUUGAGUGACUACUAACCUCCGAGACUUCGUAAAGCCAUAAUCUGCUUGGAACACCUUUUCUAUUUCUGCCUUCGUCGCUAGACGAUCCGUCCAUCUAUUUUAUUCACUUCAUUUGUUUUCCUUCCCCAUAAUACACCGCCCUCUUACUUUGUACGACACACAUUCCUCCCGCAAAGACGGUCAAUCCUAUCCAGUUAUUUCAUUACCCACUUCCUUCUCUACGAAACCUCGCCUGCCAGACACGUUAUUCAUCAUGAAAGUUUUAGAAGAAAAGGGCUACAAGGUCGAGCGUAUGCUCAAUAAGGGCUCCUACGGCACCGUUGUGCUUGCUCGUAAGCUGCAGAGCACAUGCGGCGAGAAGGUAGCCAUUAAGUGCAUAAAAAAACCUGCUCAUACUAUUUUGGAAGAAAUUGCCAUUUUACAAAUUCUUGCUGAGCAUCCACACCGAAACAUUAUCCGUUUUGAAGAAUCGUUUGAGGAUGAUGAGUACCACUAUAUUGUGUUGGAAUACUGUGCUUUGGGAGACUUGUACGAAUGCAUUUUGAACGAAGAAAUUCCCAGCACCCGCUUUCAGCCUGACAUUAAGCAGAACCUACUAUUACAGGUUCUAGAUGGCGUAAUACACUUACACUCACUUGGCAUUUUCCACCGUGACCUUAAACCCGAAAACUUUCUUUUGACCCUUUCCGAUGAUGGCCAGCUGGUCCUGAAAAUUACCGACUUUGGACUGGCUACCCGCGACAUUAACUCCUUUGAAUUCGGCACCGGUAGCGACCGCUACAUGGCGCCUGAACAGUAUGAAGAAGUCGACAGCGUGGGCUACAGUCCCCGAGCCGCUGACAUCUGGGCCAUUGGCAUCUGCGUGCUAAACCUGGUUUUUGCGCGAAACCCGUUCACUUAUCCGCACGAGAAGGACCCGAUUUUUGCCGAUUACGUUCUUGAUCCUAUGACAAUGUUUGACAUAUUUCCCACUCUUACACAGGACACUUUCAAUGUUCUCAAAGUGUCUCUUUGCGUGUAUCCGGAAAAGCGUUCUCUCGAAAAAGUUCGUGAGGCCAUUGCACAUGUGAAACACUGGACUACUGAUGACGAAGACCUUGAGGAGGAAGGUACUCAAUACUGUGAGACUGACGAGGAUGAGCUACGCUCAUCUGCAUUUUUUGAUCUUGCGGGCAAUGUUCGCUGCACCAGAUCGAGUCGGAAGCCGCUACGUACUCCUUCGAUCUUGUCACCUGCACUGACACACGCUCGACCUGCUGCAGCACCAUUCGCAGCACCUUUUGCAGAAUUGUAUCGGCUUGCUGCUGAAAAUGAGGAGUGUGAGCCUUCGCAAAACAGCUCUCCAAGAACACCUCUCACGCCUGCGCAAGCUCACCCAUCUGAGCGUUCAUACGAUUCUGGACUCGGUGAAAGCCUAAACAACAUGCAUAUUGGCAAAACCAUCGUCCCCGCCUUUGUUCCCGUCAACACUCCACGCACACCCUAUUCUGCUAGCGCUCCUAGCAUCGUGUUUCCCAACAGCAUCAAGGGAAACAAAGACCAUCUCAAGUUCGGACGCAGCUGGUGUGACCUUGACGAAGAGGAUGAAGAGGAUGAAGACGGCUUCGCCAGCAGCGAAGACUUUGAUGAUGACCUGCCUUCCAACUCCGGCUUUGUCGAUGAUUGGAAUGUGCUUUCCCAAUGGAACGACAAUGCAUAGUUUGUUUAUCUGCUUUUCAUUGUUGAUGUUAAUAAUAUAUUUAUGAAUGAGAAUGUUAUAACGCCCGUUUUUCUAUUUGAAGCCACCCGUGCCGUUGGACACUUGCCCUGGAGCGUGCUUAGCAGGCUAUUACAAGGAUAACGUGUGUACUACUACUAUGGGUGCCGAGUUUAAGAAAUAGAACGAUUAACGGGGUGUCUUACAGACUCAAUUGAUAAAUGUUUUAUUCAUCAAUUUAGAUCUCAAAUGUUCACUCUUUUUUUGUAUAGAUAUAGAUAGACUUUUUUCUUUUUCUUAUAGACACAUCUGUUCACUAAAGUUUGG
Messenger RNA from Schizosaccharomyces japonicus yFS275, 2140 nucleotides. Its product is annotated as RAN protein kinase Ksp1. Gene Ontology annotation, molecular function: kinase activity; ATP binding; protein kinase activity. The record is from RefSeq and is a predicted model, not a curated record. Lineage: Eukaryota; Fungi; Ascomycota; Schizosaccharomycetes; Schizosaccharomycetales; Schizosaccharomycetaceae. The transcript has a single exon. Bases 371 to 1816 code for a protein of 481 amino acids.